Mesorhabditis spiculigera is the source of this 1503-nucleotide messenger RNA. NCBI's taxonomy places the organism in Eukaryota, Metazoa, Nematoda, Chromadorea, Rhabditida, Rhabditidae. The record is from the annotation of a GenBank genome assembly.
AUGGUUUCAAGUACCCGGCUUCUGCUCCUCGCCAUCGUCAUCUCCUUCUGCUCCAACUGGCAGUUCGCGUUUCAAAUCACCUAUGUAAACACCUCUGUGAAAACCUUCUACGACCUCGCCAACCAGGGCUACCGACUGCAACACAACUGCGCUAAGGAUGACGUGCGUUGCCGCCUCCCCAACGCGGAGUGGUCAGAGCGAUGGAGCACGAUUGUCUCCAGUUUCUACCCGGGAACCCUCGUCGGGUUCCUCGCGGUCCCCUUCAUCGUCGAGCACAUUGGCGUCAAGCUGACGAUGAUCAGCAUGAGCUUCUGCGCAAUCGCUGGAUGCUUGGUGCACUUCUUCGCGGCUUAUGCGGUGCAUAGUGGCGGAUUCAUGUUCGACUCGAUUCUCGUGUUUGGCCGCUUUUUGAUCGGAUGCCAAUCCGGUACCUCGCUCUCCCUCCUUCCGCUCUAUAUCGUGGAAGUGAGCCCGAUGAAGGAUCGAGGGUUCCUGAAUACCUUCCAGCAAGUCGCCCAAGCGCUCGGCACACUGUUGGGACUCCUGAUCGGCUCCGAAGCCAUCAUCCCGCUUGGAGAGUGGCGGUAUACUGUAAUGCAGAUCUCCGCCCUCCUCCCCACUCUCCUCUACGUCAUCGUGCUGUCUUUCACGCCAAAGACGCCGAUGCAGCUGUUGAAGGAUGGGGCGGAUAUCUCGAGUGUCCUCUCAUCCCUCCGCUUCUACCACGGAAAAGAGGGAAAUCUGAAAGAGGUCGAGAACGAGACGGCCGAGGCCACGAAGCACUCCUAUGACCAGAAGCCGGAGGGUAUCCCAUGGGCCACGUGGAAGGGCUUCUUCGUUGGAGCCUGUGCCGCUAUGAGCUACUCCUUUACGGCUGACGACUUGAUAGACACAUUUUCGGCGCAGAUUUUGCAUAAAGCCCCAAUGACGAACGGUACCGAAGACGGCGAUCUCAUCGACGACUCUGCCGACCGGAUAUCAGUGAUUCUCGGUGGAAUCCUGGUUAUUGGCAGUAUAGCAGGAACGUUUUUGAUCGACCGCUACGGUAGAAGACCGUUAAUACUUUUCGGCCUCGUCGGCUCGGCCAUUUCCAACGCCGUGGCAGUGAUUUUCUGCACGAAUUCCUUGGUGGUGACGCUCGGCUUCGCCGCGACGAAGUUGUUUAUAGGACUCGGAGCCGGUGCCCCAGCUUGGUUCCUCACCUCGGAGCUUGUCCACCCUCACUACAUGACGGUCAUGCAGAGCUUAUCUACAGGAUUGCUCUUAAUGUCGACUGCCCUCGCAACGUUCUUCUUCUUGCGGUUAGAACUUUUAAUCGGCACAUGGUCGAUGUUCGUCCUCUCCUCGGCCCCAGCCUUAAUAUUGGCCGUGAUACUGUUUUUGUAUCUGCCGGAGACGAAGGACCGAACCCACGUGGAGAUCCAGCACAUCCUCGGCAAGCACACCUUCUCCGGAUUUGUGAAAAAGCGCGGUCAAAAAGUGGCCCCCGUCUACGGUAGCCUC